Ilex paraguariensis (yerba mate) is the source of this 453-nucleotide messenger RNA. Lineage: Eukaryota; Viridiplantae; Streptophyta; Magnoliopsida; Aquifoliales; Aquifoliaceae. The record is from the annotation of a GenBank genome assembly.
AUCUCCCCCAUGUCUUUUUUCUUUCCCAUCGAGAGAGAGAAAACCACAAAAUUCCCCAAAAUUUGUCUUUUCUAUCUCCCCAUCAACGCAACACGCCAGACUCCAGCUCCUUCAUCCUCAUUCUCUUCUUCACAGAGCCACCAAAGCUCAAGGCAACUAGAGGAUACCGAAGUGGAGGGCAUAGAGGAAUUGUUGGUGAGGAAUGGUGGGGCACCAUGCUAGUUUCGAUUACCCUUUGGUGAUGCUAAGCAUUGGUCUCUCUCUCUAAUCUACCUAGCGAUGAUUGCAUCAACACGUCAUUUCUUCUCUGGCAUUGUUACCUCUCAAGUACUAAUCGAUUUGUCAUUCACCCCUCUCACUUGCUAGCUCUCUAUUUCUCUUCCAAAGCAAAUUCCAUAUUCGAUCGAUUCCAAUUAGCAGCUUUCUUUCUCUAAUUUGCCUUUGGGUACUAUA